Messenger RNA from Tinamus guttatus (white-throated tinamou), 1562 nucleotides. NCBI's taxonomy places the organism in Eukaryota, Metazoa, Chordata, Aves, Tinamiformes, Tinamidae. The record is from RefSeq and is a predicted model, not a curated record.
AUGCUGGGUCUGAUCUCCGUGUCAGCAAGUGUCAGCCGUCUCGUGGUUUUCUCUUUCAGAUGGGAACAGCGAGAGCUGCCUAAUGGUAGAGUCUACUAUGUAGACCAUAACAACAAGACAACCACGUGGGAGAGGCCUCUUCCUACAGGGUGGGAGAAGCGCGUGGAUCCUCGAGGAAGGUAUUACUAUGUCGACCACAACACCAGGACGACCACGUGGCAGCGCCCCACAGCCGAGUACGUGAGGAACUACGAGCAGUGGCAGUCCCAGCGAAACCAGCUCCAGGGAGCCAUGCAGCAGUUUAGCCAAAGAUUCUUGUACCAGUCGUCCGGCGCCCCGUGUGACAAUGACCCGCUUGGGCCCCUUCCUCCUGGCUGGGGUAAGAUGAUCCAGGAGCCGCCCUUGCCGCCCGGCUGGGAGAUGAAGUACACGAACGAGGGCGUGCGCUACUUCGUGGACCACAACACCCGCACCACCACCUUCAAGGACCCGCGGCCCGGCUUCGAGUCUGGGAGCAAGCAAGGCGGCUCCCCUGGCGCGUACGACCGGAGCUUUCGCUGGAAGUACCACCAGUUCCGCUUCCUCUGCCACGUGAGUAGCGCGUGCCCUGCACGAGGGGGCCCCGGCGGCGCUCUGGCUUCCUCCUGCCCCAGGGAGUGGUUCUUCCUGCUGUCCCACGAGGUGCUCAACCCCAUGUACUGCCUCUUCGAGUACGCCGGCAAGAACAACUACUGCCUGCAGAUCAACCCGGCCUCCUCCAUCAACCCCGACCACCUCACCUACUUCCGCUUCAUCGGCCGCUUCAUCGCCAUGGCGCUCUACCACGGCAAGUUCAUCGAUACGGGCUUCACGCUGCCCUUCUACAAGCGGAUGCUGAACAAGCGGCCCACGCUGAAGGACCUGGAGUCCAUCGACCCCGAGUUCUACAACUCCAUCGUCUGGACCAAGGAGAACAGCCUGGAGGAGUGCGGCCUGGAGCUGUACUUCAUCCAGGACAUGGAGAUCCUGGGCAAGGUGACCACCCACGAGCUGAAGGAGGGCGGGGAGAGCAUCCGGGUGACGGAGGAGAACAAGGAGGAGUACAUCAUUGGGCUCCGGCCAGGGGAUGUCACUUGUCCCCCUCACCCCAGUGCCCUCCGCUGCCCUGUCCCCAGUGCCCUCCGCUUACCUGUCCUCCUGAUGCUGUGCGGCAUGCAGGAGAUCGACAUGAGCGACUGGCAGAAGAACACCAUCUACCGGCACUACACCAAGAACAGCAAGCAGAUCCAGUGGUUCUGGCAGGUGGUCAAAGAAAUGGACAAUGAGAAGCGGAUCCGGCUGCUGCAGUUCGUGACGGGGACCUGCCGCCUGCCCGUGGGCGGCUUCGCGGAGCUCAUCGGCAGCAACGGCCCUCAGAAGUUCUGCAUUGACAAGGUCGGCAAGGAGACGUGGCUGCCGCGGAGCCACACGUGCUUUAACCGCCUGGAUCUCCCGCCCUACAAGAGCUACGAGCAGCUCAAGGAGAAGCUGCUCUACGCCAUCGAGGAGACGGAGGGCUUUGGCCAGGAGUGAUGGACGUGCUG